Molecule: messenger RNA, 5138 nt
Organism: Pecten maximus
Lineage: Eukaryota; Metazoa; Mollusca; Bivalvia; Pectinida; Pectinidae
Product: unhealthy ribosome biogenesis protein 2 homolog
Exons: 29
Coding region: 417-4658 (1413 amino acids)
Biological process (GO): ribosome biogenesis
Cellular component (GO): nucleolus
Source: RefSeq, a predicted model, not a curated record
AUCUAGGCCUGUACCUUCGACUGAAGGCCCGAGAUGGUUCAAUACCUGAUAAGGUAAAACUGACCCUAUUUGCCUGGAAAUCCGAGCGAGCUUUCAUCCCAAACAAGGAACAGGUGUUGAUAGACUUUCUGUGUGGAUUACUGGUCAACAAGAAAAAGAAUAAAGUAUCAGAUGAAGAUAGUGUGUUGGUAUUGAAGUGUUUAUCUGACAUUUUACACACACAAAAAGCACAUCAGCCUAGCAAAUAUGGAAAGACAAUUAUCAUCAAACCUUCUAUCUGUCAGGUCCUGAUAAGCGCCCUGACGGAUCCUAAAGUUUAUUCAGACCCGACAGUCCUCAGCCUUGUGAUUGGCUGUUGCUAUGCUGUAAUACAUUCACAAUGUCUGGCCUACGUCUUCACAACCAAGUACGACCAUAUGGCUGGGUUGUUAUCAGCCCUGGUUCAGAUAGCAGUCAGACAUGUCAACACGGGUCGCAAACUUUCCACAGAACUUGUGGAACUUCUGGAGAAAGUCAUACACAUCUACAAAGGAUCCCAGAGAGCUCACCCAAACCAGAAACAGGUGCUGCAGAUGGUGACUUCUAAGCUGUUGGUGCCAGCGAUUAUGUUUUGGGGUUGUACUCGCACAGACAAGUCUGAUAUACAGCAUUUAGCCAAAACUCUUAUAAACAUCAUACAAAAUGGAAUCUUUGACAAGGACCACCAGGUGAGCUUCACUAUGUAUCUCAGUACUGUAUGUGGGGAAGGCGAGUCCAUGGCCUUUUAUCUCAAAACCAUUGAAAACCUCUUCAGCACAAUAUCCAGCAUACUCGACGGCAAGUAUUCGCUUAAACUAACAUCUGACAGGAGUAUGAAGUUGUUUACACUGGAUUAUCUCCCUUACUUCUUCAACGGUUUUAUUCACCACAAAUGCAACUCGGAUAAUAUCACAGCCCAUCGCCUGUUCCUCUACAUCUGCUCCCUGAUUGGUGUAAAGCUUGAUGACAGCGACCCCUGUGAACAAGCAUUAGACCCCGCACUUCUAGGGGUGAUAACCGGUCUACUGAGGAUGGCCCACGAGGCAGAUAUUUAUCAUGUUGCCAACGACAACGCGGCCGGUGGUCAACAACUACAGGCUUAUAGGACAGUUCUGGACGUCAUACUGCGGAGCGACAGAUGUCCUGCAGUGUACAGCUGCCUCCAACAGUUGUUGUAUCUCAACCACAUGAUCUUGGAACCGAGGAUAACAGAAGUUCUCGCCUUGUGUCUUCUGAAUCCGGCCCAGCAGUGUGAUGUGGCUGACAAAUUUCUCACAGAACUGAUAACCACUUAUGGCAAGUUACGACAGGUUCCAAAGUGGAUAGAGAAAGUCUUGGUGAGUGUGGAACAAUCUAAACUUACAAGCUGGCCAGGCUUUCCAACUUUCUUCUGUCAGAGGUUUAAUGAGGUGGUGCAGUCUCUCCCCCAGGGGGCAACAGUCGACAUUUGGGGCAACUUACUCAAGGUGAUCACCACCAAAUACCUUCCACAGCUAAUGGCCGACUCGGGUAAGGGAGAUAUGGAUUGGAAUUACAAAUAUACAUCAAGUACAACUACGUCAGGAGACAGGGGAGGUAAGCUGGUCUGUGUUGCUGACCUUGUACAACUUUACCUGAGGAAUGUACGGAUAGCAGACUACUCCAUCACAGAUCUGACCUCCGCCAAGGUCGACCAGCUGAUGACAACAAUGGAAACUGACGUUCUGGUUUCCCUUUUGGAUUUGUGUUUAGAGAAGAAAGAUGUAUUUUUACGGUCCUCGGCUGUACCCCUUGGGACUCUCCUCUUGUGUAACGUAUGGGGAGAACUUCGCAUGCUGAUGGGACACUACAAACAAAAACUGCCAGGUUUACAACUGACCAACCUGGCUGAGGAGAACACGGUCAGUCCGGUCAUUCUUCAUACCUACUGGUCAGCUGAUAAUUGGGCAAAGCUGCAGAAGGCUGUUGACAAGUCAAAACACAAGAGUGUGAAGUACUGCUGGGAUCUGCUGACUCACCAGGUACUGAGGCUGACGUUAUUGUCAGUUACACCUUCAUCAACCAAUGUUUUGCCUCAGCUGACCAGAGUACUAGAUAGACUGUUCCUGGGGUCGACUGAUAACACGUCGAGUAAUGACUGGGAUGGAACGGUAUUCAGUGUUACGGAGCGGAAUUACAAUACAGCUAAAUGGAGCUUGCUGGAGACAACACUACCCCUCGUUUCUCAGUGUUUAGAAGACCGACAUGUGAAGAUUAUCGCUGAUUUUAUAGUACAGCAGUAUCUGGCAGAUAAUGUAUCAUGUCAAAGAGUCUGCAUGAAGUCCGUUGUUGACAGAAUCAUUCAGGGAUAUGUAUUGAAGCAGAAUCGAGAAAUCCAGUCAUGUAUCCUGACCAUGAUAUGGAAGUCUAUGAGCACAGUAUUACAACCUAGUGCUACGAUUGGUAAAAAGAAAAAGAGCUUUUUGUCAGUAGUUCAGUCAGUGUUGGGAGAUCUAGGGGACUCUGACCAGGUGUGGACACAGGAUAUGGACAGCAAGAAGCUAGAGUUUCUACAGAGAAUUACGACAACUGUUAGCAGCCUUCUGAGUAGUGAUAGUGAUGUUGAGGUGUCGCCAGCAGCCGUAUCCUCUCUAGGCAGGAUGAUACAGCUUUUGUCUUUAUUGCCAAUAGAGGUAUUACAUUCCUCCGACCAGCACAGAUGUAUUUUGGGACUGACCAUCAUUUUACACACAUUACACGGAUCAGUUGGUACUAAUACCGCAGUGAUAGAGAGGUGUGCCGGCCUUAUGGCUGUUAUUUUGGAAGCAGGACACACACCUGUGUUUCAGAUACUGGACCUGGCUACCUAUUUGGAUUGGUUGGACAAACUGUAUACAUCUAGUCAGGCCUUUGUCUCCAUGGAGAUGAGGAUGAGACUGUUACUGGAGGUGACCUGUAGGACUGUGGUGUUAGAUUACAGGGCUGUCACCAAACUCUCAAGUUACACCGACAAGAUCAGGGAAAAGAUAGCAGACUUUCAGAGAAGGAAUAUUGAUAACAGUUUGGAUGGUUGUAUGAUCAUAGCUUCUUGCUGUCUAAACCAGCUAGAAAAAUUGCUGAACAAGUCCUUCAUACCUGCCAAUGUGAGAGAAAUCUGUGAAGCCUGCCUUACGCAGCUCAUCAGUGUGACGAUGAAGUUUGUUACCUCUACUAACAAUGAUCCAACAGGGCUUCCGUUGGCUGCCAUCAAUUGUUAUACAACAGCUUUGAAAUGCUGUCCCUUCUCGGAGGAGGUGACAGUAAAGACAGUCCAGGACAGUUUCGACCUAAUGCUGAAAUGGUCUUUGAAAGCUCUACAACAGGACGAUGCCAGUGAGAGUAGCCAAUCAGAAGCCCUGAAUCUUUUAUCUGUGAUCUGCUGUAACCAUGGUAACCUAACGGAGCGGUUCACUACAGACCACAAAUAUCUGGUCUGGGACAUACUUAUGGACAAGUUUAAAAGGAUACUGGUGUCACAGAAAACAACAGAUGAUGGUCUGGUGUCACAGAAAACAACAGAUGAUGGUCUGGUGUCACAGAAAACAACAGAUGAUGGUCUGGUGUCACAGAAAACAACAGAUGAUGGUCUGGUGUCACAGAAAACAACAGAUGAUGGUCUGGUGUCACAGAAAACAACAGACUCUAUGGAUAGUGUUGAUGUAGAAACUGACCAACCGUCUCUACCUAAUUGGAGAGUUCAUAGGAGGAUACUUCUGUACAACGGUCAGUUAACUGACCACCACUGGACACCUGUCAUCUUGACCCAGCUCCAGGAGACUGUGGCUGCUCUGGUGCCUUCCUGUGAAACUGACCAGUUCCAGGCUAUGAUAAACAGCCUCCUUAACCAAACCGGUAUGGAACACGUGGAGACAGGGAUACAACAGCUGACAUCCAUUCUAUACAUCUGGCAGCAACUCCUCAACUUUGACUUGUCGCCAGAACAGAGCUGUGUGGUAGUUCAUGCCGUGAAGAAUUUGAUGUUGAACUGUGUGUCACUGUUACAACACCUACACUGUUCAGACGAUGAAAGGUUGAUCAGUUCUCUGGCCGUCCCCAUACUCACAACACAGGUCCGGAUGCUGGAGUUAGGGCCUAAACUGAUGUCGUCACACACCGCCUCUCUGACCCUCCAUUGUUGCCAGUUCAUUCCCCUGGAUGGCAGAACAAGCUUUGUCCCAGCAUUCCACGCUGUGUACAACGUUCUGAACGCGUUGUUGGUCCACCACACAAAUACUGUUUACCAAGUUAUUCCCUCUUUCCUCAGCAGUACAAAACGGCUGUUAAAAGUGGUGGUAAACCGUGGGGACCAGGAGAGGAUUGGACAGGAUCAGGACAAAUUAACCAAGCUGAUUGGCUGUGCCCUUCUCUUUGAUAGGUUGUGUCAACUUAUCGGUACACAUAAACGUGACUUUAGUAAAGUAGCGGGUUACCUGGUGUCGGAUUACGUGGGUGAAGUUCAAAAGGUCACUCUACAUCCUGAUGUCAAGAAGACCCUUGUUCCUGCCGUGUACAAGCUACUGGACCUCUGCGACCGAUUUACUAUUUCCCAACUCCACACUGUUCUACAAACAGGUGUGAAGGAAGUGUUCAAGAUUCUUUAUGAAGACUAUACAAAGUAUUUCAAAUACAAUGAGAAAUCCUGAGAAAACCCUUCGAAUAGGACUUACUGAAGUAUCAAGGAAAAUUCUGAGGAAGGGGAGACAACUCUCACAGUCCUAAGCAAGGUUUUCAUCAACUACUCCCCAGGUAACAUGAGGAGUUCCAACGCUUUAUAGGCUCGAGUUCCAGACCAAGAAUCAGUAUUUGAUUGAUGGAACGUUGAUGAAAAGACAUAUUCAACACAGAAUUAUCAAAAAUGAAACUAUGGAGUGUUAGAGAUAUAGAAAUCAAUGUCCUCUAUUUCCCAUUGUGUAAGGAGAGAUAUGACUGUCACAUGUCCAAUGUUGAGUUGGAUUAAUAAAAGAGAAAUAAAAGAAAUAGAAGAUCCAAUGAUAUCAUACAGAAGUUCCUCCUGAUCGAUUACAGCUGUGUUGAUUUUCACAUUAGACUGAAGAAUAUCUGUGAUAUACACGGGUUACAUCAGUUCAUUUUCACAAAGAAUACAAUAAAAGUAUCAUCUGUUA